AUGACUCUGAAAACUGCCCGAUACGUCGAGCAUUUCUUCUCGGGCAAGAAGAGGGCUUCAAACUCCAGACCACCUCGCUUUCUGGCUUUUCGCUCCUCGAGCACAUUUAUCCUCGCCGCUGUUUGCAUCGCCAUCUUCACCGACAUCCUGCUCUACGGCAUCAUUGUCCCAGUUAUUCCAUUCGCCUUAACCAGUCGUGUUGGCGUCGCUGAGGACUCCGUCCAAAGAUGGAAUGCGAUCCUCUUGGCAACAUAUACCAUCGCUCUUUUCAUCGGCAGCCCCCUGGUCGGGCUCUACGCUGACCACACGUCGUCGAGGAGAUGGCCUCUACUCAUUGGCUUGGUUUCUCUGGCGGGCUCGACCAUCAUCCUGUGCCUGGGAAGGACCAUCGCCCUCCUUGUUAUUGGCAGGAUACUGCAAGGCUUGAGCGCAGCUAUCGUGUGGACUGUGGGAUUGGCCUUGAUGGUUGAUACCGUGCCGGACAAGAUUGGUGAGGCAAUGGGAUACUCGGCAAUCGCUAUGUCCUUGGGCCUCCUCGUCUCGCCUGCCAUUGGAGGGGCCGUCUUUGCUGCCGCGGGAUACUACGCUGUGUACUAUAUUGCCUUUGGAUGCAUUUUUCUGGACAUUAUUCUCCGCUUGGUUCUUAUCGAGAAGAAAAUAGCUAGCCAGUGGGUGAGCGAUGAAGGCGGGUCACCAGAUCCUGAGCAAGAAGCGGCUGGUCCAUUGGCUGCUGGCCGAACUGCUGCCGAAACAACCGAAAUACCCGAAGCAUCAGGAAUUAGCAUGGCACACGAUGAGAAGGCAGUGGAUGGGACAAAUACAUGCCACGAUAGCAGCGAUGGGGUCAUUGACAGUGAAGCUACUGCUGUGCCACCAACAGCACCGUCCAUCGUCGCAAGUGGAAGGACGGCAAAGCAUCCCAAAUUGCGCCUUCUGAAGUCGCGACGUCUUCUAGCUGCCAACUUUGGAAUCAUCAUCCAGGCCGGUGCGAUGAUCUCAUGGGACACCGUCCUCCCGCUCUUCGUGAAGAACACCUUCGGCUGGUCAUCGACAGCAGCAGGCCUGAUCUUCUUCUGCAUCUUCAUCCCGGGCUUCAUCUCCCCGGUCGUAGGCUGGGUGUGCGACCGCUAUGGUGCCAAGUGGCCCUCGACCGCCGGCUUCGCCGUCUCCAUCCCUUUCCUGGUCUGCCUGCGCUUUGUCACAGACAACACCAUCGGCCACAAGGUCCUCCUGGGCGCCCUGCUUGCGCUCAUUGGAGUCACACUGACGUUCGCCAAUACGCCACUUAUGGCCGAGAUCACGUACGCGAUCGACGCAGAGGAGGCCGCCAGCCCUGGAAUAUUUGGCAAGAAUGGCGUGUAUGGGCUCGGCUACGGGCUGUUCUGCACAUCGUUCGCGCUCGGAGGCUCCGUAGGCAGCUUGAUGUCUGGAUACGUGAUGGAUGAUUCCGGCUGGGGCACGUUGACCUGGGUCCUCGGCGUAUGGAUGGCCAGCGGGGCGGUCGUCGUUGCCUUAGGCGUGGGAGGAGGCAAAACAGCGGCCACCAAGGGGAGUCCCGAGGCUGCUGGUGCUGACAUUGAAAGCUCAGCGGGAUCACGAGACCCAUGA
This is a messenger RNA of Diaporthe amygdali, 1608 nucleotides long. RefSeq names its product mfs transporter. The record is from RefSeq and is a predicted model, not a curated record. The transcript has 2 exons. Gene Ontology annotation, molecular function: transmembrane transporter activity. NCBI's taxonomy places the organism in Eukaryota, Fungi, Ascomycota, Sordariomycetes, Diaporthales, Diaporthaceae. Bases 1 to 1608 code for a protein of 535 amino acids. Gene Ontology annotation, biological process: transmembrane transport.